AUGGGGUUCCUGGAACGCACAGCAUGGAAGCUCUUCAACACACCAGGAAGAGACCCGUUCGUGGACAAAUCGCCCAAGCUACUCGCCACACCCUCCAUGACCUUGAUCUCCAAGUUCUCUUUGCCCUCCAGUGAGCCUUCCCGAUCGUCUUCUGCCAGCUCAUUCUCUUCAUCCUCGUCAUUUUGGACGUCACCAGCGCCAUCGCGAUGGCCAAGAUACUUACCCUCGAGCGUUCGCAACACGGUCUCCAAGAGACAAAUUGCUGUCGUGGUCUGUUUGCUGCUGGCUCUCCUCAUCUGGGUCAUACCACAACCGCAUACAUGGCGGCGUCGAGUGAUCCACAUCACGGUACAGCAACAGGUCGCGAACCCGUACCAAGUUUUACGCCCCAUCUCAGAGGCGGUUCCUACGAAGAGGAAACAUGCUCCUGAUCCAAUGCAUUGGCUAGAGCAGAACUCGAAUAACAAGCAUGCGGAGAACACUGGACUGGGUUUGCUGAAGUCGGUGCCGUCGUUCGGUCAUCACUCUGCCAAACCGAAAGCUGCUCUCAUCAGCUUGGUGCGCAACUCUGAGCUGCCUGGUUUGAUGCAGAGUAUGCGACAGCUGGAAUUUCAAUGGAAUCGGAAGUACAAUUAUCCGUGGAUCUUCUUCAACGAUGAGGCGUUCAGUGAUGAGUUCAAGGCCGCUACGCAAAACCUCACUUCUGCCAAAUGCUACUACGAAGUUGUGCCGAAAGAGCACUGGUCCCUGCCCGACUGGAUCGACGAGGGAAGAUUCAUGAACAGCUUGGAGUACCUGGGCGCUAUCGGUGUGGGCAAAGGAUGGAUGAUCAGCUACAGACACAUGUGCCGUUGGAAUAGUGGAUUCUUCUACAAGCAUCCACGGCUCAAGGAUUUUGACUGGUAUUGGCGGGUUGAGCCGGAUGUCCACUUCUUCUGCGACAUUGACUACGACGUCUUCCGCUUUAUGCGCGAUAACAACAUGAAGUACGGUUUCAACAUGAACAUCCUCGAUGACGCUCGAUCCUUUCCUUCCCUCUGGUCUCGCACCCGUUCGUUCAUCAACGCCCAUCCAGAGCUGAUACACCCUGAUGCCGACUUGGACUGGCUGCUUGACUCCCACAACAGCGGAGACUACAACAAUUGCCAAUUCUUCUCCAAUUUCGAGAUUGGGGACCUAAACUUCUUCCGCGGCGAAGCGAAUGAAAGAUACUUUGACUGGUUGGAUAGAGGAGGAGGCUUCUACUAUGAGCGGUUUGGAGAUGCGCCUAUACAUACUUUGAGUGUGGCUAUGUUCGUGCCGAAGAGCGAGAUAUGGUUCUUUAGGGAUAUUGGGUACCAGCAUGACAUCAACAGGCACUGCCCGCCACAAUCCUCCCACCGCUGCUCCUGCGAUCCAACCCCAGUCGACGAGAAUUUCUACCGCCUCGUCCCUCUCGAAUCACCACAGAAAAAGCCAGAUGAUACCUGCAUUCGCCAGUUCCUGGGCGGACAUUGGCUCGACAAGAAAGAUGGCUGGUCUCAGGAAGUUGAGAGAGCUUUUGGUGGAGAUGGAUAUCAGGGAUAUGUCGCCGGAGGAUUGGGUUAG
Messenger RNA from Letharia columbiana, 1587 nucleotides. RefSeq lists its product as uncharacterized. Gene Ontology annotation, molecular function: alpha-1,2-mannosyltransferase activity. The record is from RefSeq and is a predicted model, not a curated record. Gene Ontology annotation, biological process: protein O-linked glycosylation; protein N-linked glycosylation; cell wall mannoprotein biosynthetic process. Gene Ontology annotation, cellular component: Golgi apparatus; membrane. Bases 1 to 1587 code for a protein of 528 amino acids. The transcript is spliced from 4 exons. Lineage: Eukaryota; Fungi; Ascomycota; Lecanoromycetes; Lecanorales; Parmeliaceae.